Messenger RNA from Peromyscus californicus insignis, 4567 nucleotides. RefSeq names its product protein tyrosine phosphatase non-receptor type 7 (gene Ptpn7). NCBI's taxonomy places the organism in Eukaryota, Metazoa, Chordata, Mammalia, Rodentia, Cricetidae. Gene Ontology annotation, biological process: protein dephosphorylation. Gene Ontology annotation, molecular function: protein tyrosine phosphatase activity. The coding region runs from base 1560 to 2639 and encodes 359 amino acids. The record is from RefSeq and is a predicted model, not a curated record. The transcript is spliced from 10 exons.
GCUGUGGCGCUCCCCAACUCUGCCUAGGAUCUAGACACAGACACCAUCGUGUACCCAUUCCGAAGCGAGGGACUCUGCUCUUUCUGGGCUGCUGGGAGUAACUCCUAGAAUCUCUCCCCUGCUAGAGUGGAACUUCCUGAAAAAGCUGAAGGCUGGCUGGAAAAGGGAAGGGGAGGAAGGGAUGACCUAGACGGAACAAAGACUCAGCCCCGUGCCGCUUCCACCACCAGGUGGGGCUCCCUCGCUCCCAGCCCGAGUCGGUUUCCCUCGCUUCUCAUGUCUGUGAUUCCAAACACUGGGGCUGUGGGCCAAGCGCUUCUCAGGCCUCGCUCCGUCUUCCUGACAAGGGGUUAUUGUCCUUAUUAUCCUUCCCCGGGAGGAAGAAAGCUGUUGCGGAGCCCGAGACGCGGGGAAGCCGGGAACUCGGCCAAGGUCACAGCACCACUAAGCACCAGCUUGCUCAUUCGGCAGGUCCCUCUGACUUCCAACUCUGACUUUACAUUCUCUAAAGCUGAAGGUACCAGAACCUAAUCCCCAGUCAGAAAGGCAAGUCUGCGAGGUGAGAGAAGGGAGUUUGGUAGCAGGGUGCCCUCAGCCCCUGCUGAGGGAAUGGGAAGGUUCCGCAGAGGAGGAGGAGUCCUCAUCUUGAGGACCGUCCUGGCAGCGUGGAUAAGGUAGGGGCUGCUCCAGAGACAGCAGGGAAAGGCAGAUGCAGGACAAGAACAUGUGUCUUGUCCCACCUGAGGCUUGUGGUGGAGACUCUGGCCACAAGCUUUCCUGUCCUGAGCAGAACAGGGAGAGGGAGUGGACAGGAAGGUGAGCAGACACCCAGAGACCUGGGAGGGAGAGACUGGGGGUCUUGCUUCAUGCCCAGGUUGACCCUCACCCCACCAACUCCCUCUCCAUCUCCCAGCUUCCUGGCUCCCUACCCAAGAGCUCAGCUUCCAACUUCUUGAACCCCACUGGGCCCCCAUCUGUGAGGAUCAAGAGGUGUGCUCACAGCCCCGUAGGCUAAAACUGUGAACUGGGGACACUGGGCAGACCUGUGGGGGAGGACUUCUCCUACUUCCUCCUCCCCACCCCUGUGGUAUCCUCACUUCCUUUUCUUGAUUGCAGUCAACAGCUGGCCCAGGGCGGGUGGUCCUCCAUCCACUCCACUCCCAGCCCUGUGGGAAGGUCAAGGCAGAGCACAGGGGCCAGUCACUGGACCCAAGUGUGCAGGGAUCCCCAGGCCCCUGCUCCUAGUACCUCAUCCUGGCACCAGAGCCAGCCGCCUCCCGGCUGUACUGAGCUUCCUCCUCAGGAAAGCCCACCUAUAGUCCUCGGAGGAGAACCCGCGGCCACAAGGCGGGAGCCGGAAUCAGCCAGCCCUGGAGCGUCACCUUCUGACGUACUGCCAAGGACGAAGACAGGUGGCCCAAGCCUCCUGACCUCAAAGGGUCAUCCCUGGUCCUGGCCUCCUCCCCACGGGCAGAAGGCGGCCAGCCCCUCCUCCCUCCCCCUCCAGGCAGGCCUCAUGGCUGAGUGAGCCUUCCUUGAGCACAGCAAUCUACCCCAGCAUGGUCCAGGCCUGUGAGGGGCGCUCCAGAGCACAGCCACCGACCUUGUCUUUGGGGGCAGCCAUGACCCAGCCUCCCCCCACCAAGGCUCCAGCCAAGAAGCAUGUGCGGCUGCAGGAGAGAAGGGGCUCCAGCGUGGCUCUGAUGCUGGAUGUUCGGUCUUUGGGGGCUGUGGAACCCAUCUGCUCGGUGAAUACACCCCGGGAGGUCACCAUACACUUUCUGCGCACAGCCGGACACCCCCUUACACGCUGGGGUCUACAGCACCAGCCACCCAGCCCCAAGCAGCUAGAGGAGGAAUUCUUGAAGAUCCCCUCAAACUUUGUCAGCCCUGAAGACCUGGAUAUCCCUGGCCAUGCUUCCAAGGACCGAUACAAGACCAUCUUGCCAAAUCCCCAGAGUCGUGUCUGUCUUGGCCGGGCCCAGAGCCAGGAAGAUGGUGACUACAUCAAUGCCAACUACAUCCGAGGCUAUGAUGGGCAGGAGAAGGUCUACAUUGCCACCCAGGGCCCCAUGCCAAACACUGUGGCGGACUUCUGGGAGAUGGUGUGGCAAGAAGAAGUGUGCCUCAUUGUCAUGCUCACCCAGCUCCGAGAGGGCAAGGAGAAAUGUGUACAUUACUGGCCCACAGACGAGGAAACAUAUGGGCCCUUCCAGAUCCGCAUCCAGAGCAUGAAAGAACACCCAGAGUACACUGUGAGGCAACUUACCAUCCAGCACCAAGAGGAAUGCCGCUCAGUAAAGCACAUCCUCUUCUCGGCCUGGCCAGACCACCAGACUCCAGAAUCGGCAGGACCCUUGCUGCGCCUGAUGGCUGAGGUGGAGAGCCCGGAGACCGCUGCUAACUCCGGGCCUAUCGUGGUUCACUGCAGUGCAGGGAUCGGGCGGACAGGCUGCUUCAUUGCCACCCGCAUAGGCUGCCAGCAGCUGAAGGCCCGAGGGGAAGUGGACAUUCUGGGCAUCGUGUGCCAGCUGCGCCUGGACAGAGGAGGCAUGAUCCAGACUGCAGAGCAGUACCAAUUCCUGCACCACACACUGGCCCUGUAUGCAGCCCAGCUGCCCCAGGAGCCCAGCCCCUGACCCCCAGCCCUCCACCAGUCCAGGAGCCAACCUCCCCUCAGGGCUGGGACAGUGGAUCUGGGGAAGUGGGCUGUGUGCUCUGAGACAGCUUCUUCAUAAGCACAGCAAUGAGAAUGCUUACAGUCCCAGGAAAAUGCUCCAGCCAGCAACAGGGGCCAGGCCACGGGUCUUCACCGCCGACUGUUCCUCUGCCUCCUCCAGUGGCCUCCAGAGGACUAUGGGGGAGCUUUCCAGUGGCUCUGAACUUACAGAUAGGAGCUGGUACUUGGAAUGGAUUGAGAAAAAAAGCUGAGGUGCUGGUCUUAUCUCAUAUGCUCUCUGCGGCCUUCCUACCCUGUUGAUGACACAGAGUCAGUCCUUCGCUGCCGUCAUCGAAGCAGACAGAAUGUUCCUGAAAGCCAUUCCAGAUGUAGCCACGCUGCUGGGUCUGCCGAGACAGUAAACUACAGGAUUCUCUUCCAUUAAGGCCUUGCCCGCAAACAGGCCAGAUGCCGAGAGCAGGGAAAAGUCUGGUCUAACCUUGGCUAAAUCCUCUACAUCCUACAUAGACUGCUCCUCCCUACACACCUGUGAGUGUCAGAUGACACCCCCCCCCCAGAAGAGAACAAGGACCCUGACUGGCCACCACACGUGUCAGAAAAGGAGACGCAGAGGUAACCAAGUCUAUCCAUUGAGAUCGCUGGAAGAGCCCAGGUGUGAUGAUGCACACCUGUCCUCCCAGGAGUCCUCGGGAGCAUAAGCAGGAGUGUUGCUGCAAGUUUGAGGUUGGCGAGAUCUACAUUUUGAGUUCCAAACCAGCCAGAACUACAUAGCAAGACCUUCUCUUAAAUUAAAAAAAAAAAAAAGCCAUCUUGAGCUCUCUGGAAGAGGUAAUGUAUAGGAACCAUUCAGAGAUCAGGAGGGCUGCUGCUGCCUCUAUGACUUCCUGCCAUCUGCUCCUCAGCCACGCUCCAGGGAAGCCCAGAACUCUCUGCUUUGCUUCUGUGACUUUAGAGCACACCCUAGGUACUCACGAAGUACCAAAGACAGAAACGAGAAGAAGAAAUGAAGGGCUGUGUCUGCUUCUAGAAAACCUCCCCGCCAUACCUUCCUGGGCCUGUGUUUAUUUGCAGAGCACACCUGGAUAGCUUAACUGGUUCCAGAAACAGGCUGGGCUAUCACCACUGCACGCAAGCACAGGGCCAAGACCAAGCCUCAACCCUCAUCCAUCUCAACAUCGGCACUAUUUUCAGGGGACCCACAACCUAUCUCAGGGUUGAACUAUAUACCCCAGAAAGCCAGACCAACUCUGGGCCGUCCUUGAUCCAGUUUGGGCUGCCUGUGGGGAUGAAGAUGGGACACUAUUCCUGGUGUCUGGUCCUCAGCUCCUGGAAGUGUUGUGGCUGGCAUGAGUCCUCUGUGAAAACCUCUGUGUGUCGUGGUGAGUGACCACCCUUUUGCUUCAUGGCAUCUCUCUGAAGGACACGUAGUGCUGCUGGACACGGUGGCACAAGCCUGUGAUCCCCACUUGGAAAGCGGAGGCAGGAGAAUUCAGAGUUCCAAAGUAGCCUUGGCUACAUGAGACCCUAUCUAAAAAGCAAACAAAAAGAAACUCAAACAAACAAAAAAAUAGCGCAGUGCUAUCUAUGGCUGAGGUUAACAUUCUUAAUGCUCCGCCUAACCUUUCCCUAGGCACUCCACUUUAGCCUUGGGGUGAUGGGGCUUGCACUUCCACUUGCUUAAGCACCCUGAAAGGUCUGUGCCGCCCACAGUAGGUUCUGGAGUACCUGACGCUGUCAUGAGCUCAGAGCCAGUCUGGAAGGGAGCAAUUGCACAGCCCUCUGGGUACCCGCCCAGCACUGUCACCCCAACCCUGUUCUGGAGGGCACAGGCUCUGGAAAAACAACCAAGUAGAAAUAAAUAAAUAAAUAAAUAAAUAAAUAAAAAGA